This is a messenger RNA of Paraglomus brasilianum, 1656 nucleotides long. Lineage: Eukaryota; Fungi; Glomeromycota; Glomeromycetes; Paraglomerales; Paraglomeraceae. The record is from the annotation of a GenBank genome assembly.
AUGCCAUAUGGCCCCGAGGGCAAAUGGGCGAAUCCACCAUCCAGUCGUCCGAUUCUUAUAACCACUGUGUGGGAUGCAGUAGCCCUGCUUUGGACGUACAGUAUAAGUCGGCCUCCAAAAGUGAAAACAAUUACAAACUCGACCAGCCACGAUAAAUCUAACAUUUUCCACUCGGAAGAACAACAUAAAGAAUUACCUUUUCGGAGCAUCAAUUCGUGGCAUGCAGGGAGAGACGAAAGUAGAGAAAGGACAGAUAUUCGAAAUGAACAAGGGGGCAGCAGGGAGGAGAGUAAAAACGAUGAAAUCGAUGUUUUCCAAUGUCCAAACCGAGGUAAAAAUGAAGGGUUGCAAGAAUUCCUGGGGCCAUUGCUCAGAGUCGGUACCAUGGUGGGCUCUUCAUGGGAAGAAAACUACCCGAAAUCGCCGUGCUACUUUGUACUCCCGGACAGUAGACCUAAAUGGAUAUACAAUUGCUCCAUGCCUUCAGUGUCAAACCGUAAUAGAUUCGACUCAUCUGGCAAUAAUCCGUCCGUGGUAGUCGAAAUGAUCGCGAAUGAGUCAGACCGUUGCCGUAUUGCAACCUCUCUUGAUAUACAGAUACAAAACUGUGAUCUUCGAAAGGAUCAUAUCGCACAUUAUGUAAAGGAAAUUGCACUAUGCGGGUUUAACCAUAUAAUUGUUAUUGGGAUUAUUGGGACAUGUGACUGUGGUCUACUUUUUCUAGAUUGUGUGUUUAGAUGGGACUCUAUGAAUGGCCUAUUACUGUUUUUCGGGAAAAUUUUCAAAGCAGUAUCAGAGAAGUCUUGUGAAGAAGCAGUAUGGAUGGUAUCAGGAGACGGGAAUUUGAUGAUAUAUUGGAUCGAACUUUGGUCAUACGAAUGGGAAGAAGACAAAAAGCCAGAAACAAUGACCGCUUCAUGUGAAGAUCGAAAUAAUGCAAUAAAAGCAGUAGAAAAUCAAUUCCCUUUUCUGUGUUACCGAAAUUCCAGUAAUGGGUUUGACACUUUUGAUAGAACCCUGUCUACGAUUUGCCAAAUUUGCGAAAAAGAACAUACAAGAGAUGGUAUGUAUGGUCGAUGGCAUGGAUCAUGUUAUUUCCUUUACUGCUAUAGGCAAAAGAGGGGUGAGUCUGGUAUCGAAAUAACCAGAGCAGAUCAUAAUAAGAAAAAGGUCAUCCCACGCUUGGAGAAAUUAAGGUCUCGCCUUCAGCAUUCAUCACAAUCUCUUUCUCAGCGGUACCGCCAAAACAACUUUACUGCAGUCGGAAAAAACGUAGAAAUAUACAAUGCUGAAGUAAUGCGUAGUUAUAAUUUGCAAGCUAAACUUCUUAGUAGGAGACGGCACUUGAUGCUUGUUAAAGGACAUUGCAAAUCAAAUAGAACCGCCGAAGAAAUAAGAGAGCUUUAUCGUCCUGAUAGAUCUUCUGUCUCCACUCUUAUUAUUUCAGGCCGACGCUCUCUUGCACAUGGUCAAAAAACCCUUUUCGACGGAUUUAAGUCUUAUCUCGAUCUAGAUAUACGGAAACUCAACCCCAAGGAUACUCCACAACUUAUCAUCAGUCCCGAAAGCAUUCAUAAACUCGGAACGACCGGCUAUGAUGUGAUUAUACUAAUGAAUUUGAAACAAUUACCCAGAAUUUUAGCGGACCCACUAUGA